AUGAGCUCCCAAAAUCUAAGAACUGAUGAUACUGCUGCUAAUAGAGACUUUACUGAUAGAUGGAGGAUUGAUUGUGAUUUUGUCAUUAAACAACCUAUUCAGUGUACUUGGCUUGCUCCUAGUGGCUAUGAUAUCAUUAUAAAUACUGAUGGUUCUAAACAGGAUGUGACUGCUAGGUUUGGUGCACUUGUCAGGGAUUCUUUGGGGGACCCUUUGGUUGUUAGUUAUGGUGGAUCACUGCUCCUCUAUGUUAUUACUCAUGAGCUUCAGAGAGUUUAUUUGGGAUUGAAGUUAGCUAUUAGAAUUGAAGCUCGUUAUAUUCAUCUGUGCACUGACUCCUUGAUUGUGUGCCUGUUACUUAAUAGUCUUGAUCCCAAGCCACCUUGGGGAAAUAAUCAGAUACGGAGAAGACUUCAGAUACUGCUGAAUAAAACUUUUUUUAUGAAGAUCAUCCAUUGUUAUAAGGAGUCGAAUAAAACUGCGGAUUUUCUAACUAAGCUUCAUCCAAAAAAAACUUUUGUUAAUCUUGUUAUUGAGGAUUUCUCCCCUGACUUUAGGGAGAUUCUGGCUUCUGAUUAA
Molecule: messenger RNA, 579 nt
Organism: Papaver somniferum (opium poppy)
Lineage: Eukaryota; Viridiplantae; Streptophyta; Magnoliopsida; Ranunculales; Papaveraceae
Exons: 1
Coding region: 1-579 (192 amino acids)
Molecular function (GO): RNA-DNA hybrid ribonuclease activity; nucleic acid binding
Source: RefSeq, a predicted model, not a curated record